Phycodurus eques (leafy seadragon) is the source of this 1210-nucleotide messenger RNA. It is a transcript of the gene mrpl15, whose product is annotated as mitochondrial ribosomal protein L15. The transcript is spliced from 4 exons. NCBI's taxonomy places the organism in Eukaryota, Metazoa, Chordata, Actinopteri, Syngnathiformes, Syngnathidae. Gene Ontology annotation, molecular function: structural constituent of ribosome. Gene Ontology annotation, cellular component: mitochondrial large ribosomal subunit. The record is from RefSeq and is a predicted model, not a curated record. Bases 69 to 959 code for a protein of 296 amino acids. Gene Ontology annotation, biological process: translation.
GUGACCUGGGUGUCCUUGGCUCCUCUCGUUUGCUGGACAUGUGAAGCGAGCCGUCGACCGCCACAAUCAUGUCUUUCCCCUACAAAACUGGUGGAAAAGCGUUCGAAGCCUUGCAGAACCUGCCGCGCAUAUCCCUGGCCAACCUGCGGCCCGAGCCCGGGGCCAGGAAGCUCGAAAAACGUCGAGGCAGGGGCCAGCACGGCGGCAACCGCAGCGGCCGAGGACACAAAGGAGAGCGGCAGCGAGGCAACCGGCCUCGUCUCGGUUUCGAAGGCGGACAGACGCCCUUCUAUCUAGCCAUCCCCAAAUACGGCUACAAUGAAGGCCACAGCCGGCGUCCUCAGUACCAGCCGCUGUCCCUGCGACGCCUGCAGUACCUGAUCGACUUGGGCCGCGUGGACCCCGACCGGCCCAUCGACUUGACGCAGCUGGUCAACGGCCGCGGCGUCACCGUGCAGCCGCUCAAGAGAGACUACGGCGUGCAGCUGGUGGACGAGGGCGCUGACUUGUUCUCAGCCAAGGUGAACAUCGAGGUCCAGCGCGCGUCUGAGAAAGCCAUCGCCGCUGUGGAGAGGAACGGCGGCGCGGUGACCAGCGCCUUCUACGACCCCAUCAGCCUGGCCAUCCUCAUUAAACCCGUCCCGUUCUUCCAGCGCGGCCAGCCCAUCCCCAGGCGCGUGCUGCCUGGCGAGGACCUGCUGCCGUACUACGUGGAGCCUAACAACCGCGGCUACCUGGCGCACCCCGACGACAUCCAGCGGGCGCGCCUUGCCCUGGCGCAAAAGUACGGCUACACGCUACCGGACAUUUCAAAAGACGGACUGUACGCUAUGCUCGCCGCCCGCAAGGACACCCGGCAGAUCUUCUUCGGACUCGCUCCGGGCUGGAUCGUCAGUAUGGCCGAUAAGAAGAUCCUUAAGCCCUCAGAUGAGAAACUACUUAAGUACUACAGCUCCUAGUGGACAUUUUCUGUAGUAUUUAAGACUGUGGUUGGCAGUGAAUUUAUAGUAUAAUUUGAAAUAAAUUGUCGAUAAAAAAAAAAAAAAAGUGCAUACCUACAUAAGGGCACCAAUAAAACAAACAUACUCAACCAGUGGUUAUCAUGGAGUGUUAGAAUUACAUUAGUGGUGUACACGCUCCCUCUUCUUCACAUGGAAAUUCUGUUGAAUUGGUGUUAGGAUUAUGCAGAUAGCCCUUGGGGCGUGGGGGG